AUGGCGCCGCCUCCUCCCCCGGCGGGGGAGCAGCAGCAGCCGCAGCUCCACGGGGUGGUCAUCAUCACGCUCCCUCCCUCGGACCAGCCCUCCAAGGGCAAGACCAUCACCGCCUUCACCUACACCGACGACGCCCCGCCCCCGGAGCCGGUGAUGGGGUACCCGGCGGCGACGGGGGUCAGGCGGCGCCCGAGGCGGGUGCUCUCGACGCGGCGCGUGGCGGCGGCGGCGCUCGUGCUGGGCGCGCUCGCGGUCGCCGCCUACUACUGCUUCUACUCGGACGUGGCCGUGCAGUUCCUGGGGAUGGAGCAGGAGGAGGCGCAGAAGGAGCGGAACGAGACCAGGUCCUUCCUGCUGCCGCUCUUCCCCAAGGCGCGUCAGGGCCGCGCCCUGCGGGAGUUCGGGGACGUCAAGCUCGCCGCCAGGAGGGUCGAUGACGGCGGAAGGAAGGCGAGGAACAAGAUGGAGGUCGCGAAGGCGGCCGCGGCCGGGACCAAUUCCACGGCGUUGCUCCCGAUCAAGGGCAAUGUCUUCCCCGAUGGCCAGUAUUAUACAUCUAUCUUUGUUGGGAACCCUCCAAGACCAUACUUUCUUGAUGUUGAUACUGGAAGUGACUUGACGUGGAUCCAGUGUGAUGCACCAUGUACAAACUGCGCAAAGGGACCACAUCCUUUAUAUAAGCCAACAAAAGAAAAGAUUGUCCCUCUUAGAGAUUUGUUAUGCCAAGAAUUGCAAGGCAACCAGAACUACUGUCAAACCUGCAAGCAGUGUGACUAUGAAAUUGAAUACGCAGACCAAAGCUCCUCAAUGGGUGUCCUUGCAAGGGAUGAUAUGCAUCUGAUCGCAACCAAUGGUGGAAGGGAAAAACUAGAUUUUGUCUUUGGGUGUGCAUAUGAUCAGCAAGGCCAGCUUUUGUCCUCACCAGCAAAGACCGAUGGGAUCCUUGGACUUAGCAAUGCGGCGAUAAGCCUUCCCAGUCAGCUGGCAAGUCACGGGAUUAUUUCCAACAUUGUCGGCCAUUGUUUCCCUAGAGAGCAAGGUGGUAAAGGAUAUAUGUUUCUGGGAGAUGAUUAUGUCCCUAGAUGGGGAAUAACAUGGACUUCUAUCCGAAGUGGUCCAGAUAACUUAUAUCACACAGAAGCCUACCAUGUAAAAUAUGGGGAUCAGCAACUCCGGGUGCGUGAGCAGGCAGGAAAUGCUGUUCAAGUAAUUUUUGACAGUGGAAGCUCCUAUACGUACCUCCCAAAUGAAAUAUAUGAAAACCUUGCUGCAGCAAUCAAAUAUUCGUCUCCGGGCUUUGUCCAAGACAGCUCAGAUCGGACAUUACCUUUAUGCUGGAAAGCUGAUUUCCCUGUGAGGUAUCUUGAAGAUGUCAAGCAGUUCUUCAAGCCCUUGAACCUUCACUUUGGGAAGAAAUGGCUUUUCAUGUCUAAAACAUUCACUAUUUCUCCUGAGGAUUACUUGAUUAUUAGUGAUAAAGGAAAUGUCUGUCUUGGGCUUCUCAAUGGGACAGAGAUUAAUCAUGGGUCAACUAUCAUAGUGGGAGAUGUUUCUCUGCGCGGCAAGUUAGUUGUGUAUGACAAUCAACGGAGGCAGAUUGGAUGGGCAAAUUCAGACUGCACCAAACCGCAAUCACAAAAGGGCUUUCCCUUCUUCCUGUGA
This is a messenger RNA of Miscanthus lutarioriparius, 1662 nucleotides long. The record is from the annotation of a GenBank genome assembly. NCBI's taxonomy places the organism in Eukaryota, Viridiplantae, Streptophyta, Magnoliopsida, Poales, Poaceae.